Cydia pomonella (codling moth) is the source of this 4074-nucleotide messenger RNA. RefSeq lists its product as uncharacterized. The transcript has 17 exons. The record is from RefSeq and is a predicted model, not a curated record. Bases 460 to 3720 code for a protein of 1086 amino acids. Gene Ontology annotation, molecular function: oxidoreductase activity, acting on paired donors, with incorporation or reduction of molecular oxygen; heme binding; protein binding. NCBI's taxonomy places the organism in Eukaryota, Metazoa, Arthropoda, Insecta, Lepidoptera, Tortricidae.
UAAGUAUCUAAUAGGGUUGGACGUUCAAAGCUACCAAAGCUAAUGUGUCGCUAAACAUCUUUGAAUACAAAUAAUGGAAGAAUGAAAAUAAAAUAUGCUGAUAUUUCUAUUGUCGAAUUUUAAACAAGAAACUAGAGUGUGGAUUUAAUUUACCUCCACCUUCCAUACAAGAAACCACAUAAAGUAGAUUAAAGGAAUGAGAAAAAGUCAUCACUUCACGUUCACCGUAGUUAAUCGAAAAUGAAAUACUCUUCAGAGCUGUCAAAACGUUAAUCGCUUUGCGGUGGGAGCAAAUUUUUACACUUUUAGGUUUUCUUCGCAUUUUUCAAUAUUGCUUUACUUCUAAAACUACGGAUAUGAUAACUCUGAGUCUUCUGUAGCCUUCGCCAUUCCAAAAUUGUCUUUUUCAUUCGUUAAUCACCAUGGACGGUAUGUUACUGGCACCAGUUUCAAAUUUUCAUGUUUGCAGUCAAAACCUUAAUUAAAUCUCAUUAUAUUUUAAUUCCAGGUCCUUCUGCUAAGAAAUCUAACUCACUUGAAACGCUGAUUAUUCAAAAUAUAACAAAUGUUAACGAUUUGAAGGCAAAAUUGAACGAUAUAAUCAAUCUAGGAAAAAACUACGAAUACGAUGUUUCAAAUUGUCUUACGGCAUUAUUAAAGAACAGUGACCAAGAAAUCGUGACACUGGCUGUACAAGCGAUCUCUGAGCUAGCGAAAUGUGAGGAUAAAAGGGAAACAUUUGCUAAAAAAGAUGUUAUAGAACCUAUAAUGGACAUGCUUGGUAAAGAUGUAACCUCGGACCGAUUGGAACUUGUUAAACAAUGUUGCCGAGCUCUUGGCAACUUGUGCUGUGACUGCGAUACAUCACGAAACCUAGUCCUAGACCAUGGUGUUAACAUAUUAACAAAACUUCUUAAAACAACUUUGGACAACACAAAUCUGAGUGAAAUAAAAAUCUUUACAUGCAAAACGUUGUUAAACUAUGCUAUUGGUGGGCAACAAUUUACUGAAUCUAUAGUGGAAAGUGGUCUGAUUGAGCUGAUACAGCAGAUCUUGGCUGUGGAGUUGGAGAGCGAGGAUAUGGAUGACGACCUGGUGUCUACGGUGCUGCUAAUUCUCAGUGUGGUUAAUGAUAAUACUCCGGAGUUUCUGUUUAGUGAGGAUGUAAACUUGUUGGUGCUAAGAGUGCUGCGUGAGACGGUUAAUAUGGAGAUUUCAGAACUGUGCCUAGAUCACUUGCUUUUGCAGGCUGAACAUGAGUCGGUAAAGACGCUCCUAGCCCGUCAAGAGUGCAUACAACAUGUUUGCUCCCGUUUGGAGGCAUUGUUGCGGCGUCAGGCCUCCAGGGAGCUCAGGGCUUCUGAUUCCGAGGUGGACGCCCUAGUUAAACAGGCCUGCGACUUACUUGUGUUGGUACUUACUGGAGACGAAGCGAUGCACCUCCUGUACGAGAACGGACACGGGGCCGUGUACGAAACGACAGUACGGUGGCUCGAAGCCUCCAACCCGCACCUGCUGAGCGCGGCCGUGCUCGCGAUAGGCAACUUUGCUCGUCAGGACGACUACUGCGCCGCGAUCAUGGACACUCAUAUAUUUGAUAAGUUACUUGACAUAUUCGAGACGCACCACAAACUGGGCGUAGAGCUGAAGCAAGGCAAAACGCACUCUAUAGGCUUGGCCACAGCGAGCAAAGUGCAGCACGCGGCUCUGUCCGCCCUCAGGAACCUGACCGUCUCAGCGGCUAAUAAGAAAGUCGCGGCCAGCAAGGGCAGAGCGGCGCCGGUACUCCUUGGCGCCCUACCUACCGUGGAAGACCACCACGUAGCCUAUAAACUACUCGCUGCUCUCAGGAUGCUGGUCGACGGACAAGAGGGCGUGGCUCAACAGCUGGCGUCCGACCGCGCCGCGCUGGCGGCCGCGGCGCGCUGGGGCGCCUCCGAGCACGCCGGGGCCGCCGGGGAGGCGCCGCGCCUGCUCGCCUGGAGCAGCAAGCUGCUGCCCGACUCCAGGCACUGGAGGAACUAUGUCGAGGUCGACGGCUGCAUAUCCUGCUUAGUAAACAUGCUAAUCGCAUCUCACUCUGUCAUGCAGAACGAAGCCAUCCUCGCUCUCACUCUCCUCUCAAUCCACUGUCUCAAGGACAAACCGGACAUCGAUAUCGAAAACACCUUUAUUGCCCACCUCUUAAAGUCCGAAAUCGGUCAUUUCUACCACGUGCCCUGUCACCCCGCCAUGUUUUGGUGGUUACUGCUCGCGGGCUUCGCUGUUGCCCUUCUGCUGUACCGACGACAGAGAAGAGGAUUCCACAAAGUCUACGAUGCUUAUCCCUUAGGACUACCUAGCUGUCCUCUCAUCGGCCAUGGGUACAUAUUUAGGGGUACAGAUGAAGAUCGAAUGAAGUCCAUGAUGAACCUAGGAAAUGUAUCUCUUCAACAUGGUGGUAUCGGUUGUUUCUGGAUGGGUCCGAAAUUGUACGUCGCAAUCACAGAUCCCGAGGUGUUGGAGCUGACAGCGAAGGCAUGCCUUGAGAAAGAUGACGCCAUGGUAAAGUUCAUUCGACACGUGCUUGGAAACGGGCUCAUAUUCGCUCCAGUUAAAAUUUGGCGUGCUCGUCGCAAAGUCAUGGCCCCUACAUUCAACAUGAAGAGUCUCCAGAAUUUCGUGCCGAUAUUUGACAAGCAGAGCAAUAUUAUGACUGAGAAGCUGCGCGAGCGAGCGGGCAGCGGCGAUUUUUCGAUUUGGGACUAUGUCACUACUUACACCUUUGACUCUAUUUGUGAGACAGUUCUCGGCAUUGAAUUAAAUGCCCAGAAGCACCUACACCACCCUUUUAUCACCGCGUUCGAUGUCAUCACUCAGAUAAUUUCCCAGCGGCUCCUGUCGCCCUGGCUAUACUGGGAUUGGGUCUUCAGACUGACGUCACUCUAUAAGCUUCUCGAGGAUAAUUUAAAAAUUGGUUAUGCGUUCUUUGAUGAGACGUUACGUGCUAAAAGGAAACAACUAGCAAGCGGGGUGGUUGAGAAUGAACGUAAAACCUUCCUCGACAUGUUGAUCGAAUCCGGACAAGCCCGGUACACGGACAUCGAGCUUCGCGAGGAGAUACUGUCAAUAGUGUCCGCUGGCACGGACACGUCGGCUGUUGGGACUGCGUUCACGGCUCUCAUGCUGUCCAGGCAUCCCAGGGUGCAGGAGAAGGUGUAUGCUGAAUUGAAAGAAGUUUUCGGCGACUCCGACCGUCCAGUAACCUGGCAAGAUCUACCAAAACUGAAAUACCUCGAAAUGGUGAUUAAGGAAACUCUGCGACUGUACCCACCAGCGCCCGUCGUCGUUAGGGAUGUCCACGAGACCGUUGUACUACCAAACGGGACAACAUUGGUGCCGGGCACAGCGCUCAUGCUGCACUUCUGGGGCACGCACCGCAACGUGCAGUACUGGGGCGCCGACGUGGAAGAGUUCCGGCCCGAGCGCUUCCUGGAGCCCUUGAGGCACCCCGCGCAAUUCGCGCCGUUCAGCUACUCGCUGAGGAACUGUAUCGGUGCAAACUACGCGAUAAUGUCAACAAAGACGAACUUGUCCAACCUGCUCCGUCGCUACAUACUGCUACCGCCAUCUAGCGUGCCGCCCGAGAAACUCGCAUGCCCGUUGCGUGUCAAGUUUGACAUCAUGAUGAAACAUUGUGACAAGUUUGUGCUCAGGAUUGACCACAGACACAAGGAAUAAAAUUCCCAGAAAUGAUUACCUACUAACGCGUCCUUAAGCUAGUUUUGUUAAAGCAGGUAAAGCAGGUUUUAUACAUUUUUCAUCACACUUGCUCGAAAAAGAUCUUAUUUCAUGCAGGUGUGCUGAAGGACAAAGGCCUAUUUUGUUCCCACGGGAGUUAUGGAUUGUAAAAAAAAUGCUAUAACUCCCUAUUAUAAUUAUUAAAAACCAAAUACAAACGAUUGGUUUUGGUUUGUAAUAAUCUGGCUUGGUUUUAUUUUGUUACUAUCAUAAUUUGUGUUUUUAAUAUGAUUAUGUAUUUAAACUUUAUAUUGUGUAUUUUUGCAGCUGCCAAAUAAAUGAUUUAUCUAUCUA